AUGCACUGUUACUUACCUUCAUUUUGUUUCUUUCCUUUGGCUAUUCUUGUAGUAAUCACAGGAAUAAUAUAUGCUUUAUUAUUUGGUAGAAUGACUGGAUUUUAUUCUGUUGCUGUUGGGAUGUUAUUUGUCAUAUCAGGUUUUUUCGGAUUAUUUGCUUCUGGAUGGAGAUCUUACAUUUCUUCAAUAUUCUUUGCUGUUUCUCUUGCUCUUUCAUGUACAAUUGCAGUUGCCGUCAAUGGAGGUGGACUUGUUCUUCCUCAAUACUUUUUUUUGUUGGACUCAGACCAAGAUGCUUUAAAAAUUGGUGGAUUAACACUAAGCCCAAACAAUUAUUGGUUUGGUGUUGGUUUAUUCUAUUUAACACUGGUAUAUAUUCCAUUAUUAAGUUUUGCUGUUUGUAAUGCUUGUACCAUUGGCAAAGUAAUUGAACGAACUAAAAAAAGAAAACGUCGUGAAGAAGAAAAGAAGAAACGCAAAGACGGUUUCUUUAUGUACAGGGGAAACACUCUGAAAAACAGAAUUCGCCCAGAAGACUUUGGUAGAAUUAGGGAGGAAUUAAAUAAGGCUGUUCAUACAUCAUUACCACCCUCUUCUCCAGUCAAAGAAGUCAAAAUCGUUGUUGAGUCAUAA
Messenger RNA from Entamoeba dispar SAW760, 633 nucleotides. RefSeq lists its product as uncharacterized. Bases 1 to 633 code for a protein of 210 amino acids. Lineage: Eukaryota; Evosea; Mastigamoebida; Endamoebidae. The transcript has 3 exons. The record is from RefSeq and is a predicted model, not a curated record.